GCCAUGGUUCCAGGUUAAUCUGAGUUAGCAGCUUUGCUCGGCUCGCUUCGCCGCUCAGUUUCUCCAGCGCGCUGUUUGACUCCGCCUCGUCCAGCAGCUCCCGGGGUUUCUGCGCCCCGAGCGAACCGAAGCAAAUGUCCGAAUACUCGCCUCUGAGCCCCGCGUUUCUGUCCGUUGUGCAGUGAGCUCCCGUUAGCUGUGGGCGCAGGUUAGCUGGCUGAGGAAGCCCCGAGCCGCCGUGGCCGUCAUGGCCGAGGACAGCGAGUGGGUCGUGGAGAGCAUCGCCGGAUACCUCGGCAGCCCCGAGUGGGUGAUACCAGUCACAGACUUCAUGGAACAUAAAUGUUCAGUAUUUGAUGAUGAGGAAGAAAACAAACUAACCUAUACAGAAAUCCAUCAGCAAUACAAGCAACUGGUAGAGAAGUUGUUAGAAAGCUAUAUGCAAGAAGUGGGCAUUAGUGAACAGCAGUUUGUGGAGGCGUGCUCGUCUCCCUUUGCCAAGUCAAAAACGUUGCAGACUCUGUUCCAGCCGGUGCUGGCCACAGACGACUUUCAGAUGUUCCGUUCGCUGAUGGUGCAGAAGAACGUGGAGCUGCAGCUUCAGGCCCUGCGAGUCAUAAAGGAGAGAAACGGUGCGCUUCCUGAAUGUUUAACUGACGGUGUCGAUGUAAUGAGUGAGCUGGAACAGCGGGAGAUGCAGAUCCUACAGGAAGUUCUCAAACGGUCUAAGGAGGAGUAUGAGCUGGAGAUGGCUCGCAGAGAGCAGUUUGAAGAGGCGGUGGGCUCCACGUCUGCUUGCUUCCAUGAGAGACCAUUGAGAAACGGCAUUGGCCCUCAAGCUCCUGCCCGCGCUACAGUCCCGCCAAGCAACGGCUUGAGCAAUAUAAACGGUACUUCAUCAAAGAAAGAAGGGAAGGCAGGAGAUUUGAAGUCUACGGUCCCUGGAAGCACUGAGCAGACUCCAGGCAAAAUAUCUGACAAGCCUUCAGAGAAAGGGACCAAGACAUUACCAGCUGUCCGAGCACCAGUAAAGGGCAGUGCCUCACAGCCAGUUCCUAAGGAGAAGAUUUCUAACCAAGCAGCCGAGAGCUGGCUAGAGGAGGCACGAAAGGAGGCUGGCAUCUCCAAACCUUUCAAAGAGCUCUCCGUGGCCCAGCAGGAGCAGCUGCAGCAGAGAGCCGAAUACCUGAGACAGCAGAGGGACAAACUGCAGGCCAUGAAGAAAGAACAGAAAGCCAAACCAGUCUCUGCGGAGGAGCCCCUUGCAGCCCCCACCCCCACACCUGCCACACAGGAAAUCUCUGUGGAAGAAAAGAAGAAGCUGCAGAAGAGGAAACACUUGGCAGAGAAACUAAAAGAAGAGGUCAUCAAGAAGUAAGAUCUAAAUAAUUCCCCGUUGUCUCCUGGACUGGGGAGACGUUGUACAGUAGCAGUGCUGGACUGAAAUAAAUCCACAGACGGAUAGACUGCACUGAGCAGUGGCUCAAGAAAGAAAGUGCAUUAAUGCUGGAAAACCUGAAAUUAUUCCACACUUCGAUUAGUCUUCAAUGAUGUACUACUGACACCAUGUUUACUCGCAAUUAAGAUAUAUCUUCUUUAAUAAACGCAGUUUUGUAUAUUG
Pygocentrus nattereri (red-bellied piranha) is the source of this 1621-nucleotide messenger RNA. RefSeq names its product cilia and flagella associated protein 36 (gene cfap36). The record is from RefSeq and is a predicted model, not a curated record. Bases 248 to 1378 code for a protein of 376 amino acids. Gene Ontology annotation, cellular component: axoneme; ciliary base. Lineage: Eukaryota; Metazoa; Chordata; Actinopteri; Characiformes; Serrasalmidae. The transcript is spliced from 10 exons.